GGGAGGGAGGGAGGCCAGCGAGCGAGGAGAGAGGGAGAGAGCAGAGUUGGGAGAUUUGCUUCGUGCACCCAAUCUCCCUCAACCUCUACCUCUCCCUCUCCCCGGAGAUUCUUCUCUCUCUCAUCCGAUGGACCAGCUGGUGAAUUUCAUCAUCCGCCCGCCCAGAGCUGACUACAGUCCAGACGAUGAUCUACUGGAGCAGGAGUUUAUGCUCAAGGGAAGAUGGUUUCAGAGGAAGGACCUGGAGGUAGUAAAUAGCCAGGGCAAGAAGUUGCAGUGUAGCCACUACAUACCUGCUGUGAUUCCUGAAGGAACAGCACUUCCUUGUGUUAUAUACUGUCAUGGAAACAGUGGAUGCAGAGCUGAUGCUAGUGAAGCCGCCAUUAUUCUUCUACCAUCAAAUAUUACAGUCUUUACACUGGACUUUUCAGGGUCUGGUCUCUCUGAAGGAGAGCAUGUCACCUUGGGCUGGAAUGAAAAAGAAGAUCUGAAAGCUGUUGUUAAUUAUUUGCGGACAGAUGGGAACAUAUCUUGCAUUGCUCUGUGGGGUCGCUCAAUGGGUGCGGUCACAAGUCUAAUGUAUGGAGCGGAGGAUCCAUCAAUUGCUGGAAUGGUUCUUGAUAGUCCAUUCUCAAACCUUGUUGACUUGAUGAUGGAACUAGUUGAUACCUACAAAUACCCCUUGCCAAAAUUCACGGUAAAACUUGCAAUACAGCACAUGCGGAAGAUUGUCAAGAAAAAAGCCGGCUUUGACAUCAUGGAUCUUGAUACCAUUCAGGUAGCAAAGCGAUGUUUUGUUCCUGCUUUGUUUGGACAUGCAACCGAGGAUGAUUUUAUACUCCCGCAUCAUUCAGACAAAAUUUGUGAAGCAUAUGUUGGAGACAAAAACAUUAUAAAAUUUGAUGGGGACCACAAUUCACCCCGACCACAAUUUUACUUUGACUCGAUCACAAUAUUUUUUCAUAAUGUGCUGAACCCACCUGAUGUCCCUGACGAUCAUUAUUUCCUGACACCACAUGGCAGCCUUGGUCAGGGUCACUGGGAUACAGAACAUGAUAUAGAGUAUAGAAUUGCUCAAUCACCAACAGCCCCUUCAACUACGACAGAAGAUGCCAUUGCACAGUUGCGUUCUAGAAGGCUCAUGAGCAGAAUGGAGGUCCCAUCUGGAACCGCCACAGAAGGCAGGGCCGACAGAACUGAGGUAUUGGAUAGUGGCCCCUUCUCAUCUAGUGCAUCUACUGCGACUCCUCCGAAUGGCCGUAAUGGAAGGAUGCUCACUCCAACCUCUGAUGAUGGCGAGUAUGUGGAGUAUUCAUUUGAUAGCGUAUCAGAUAUGCCUUACACUGAGGAAGAUGAAGAUAGAAUGCUGAUGCAAGCAAUUCUCGAGUCCCUGAAGGAUUUAGACAAGUCAAAUACAAAGAACACUCAAUCAGCUGUAUCUGAUGUUGCUUCCAAAGAAAAUAGUGUAGCACCUGAUGUAGUGGCAUUGGAGACAGAUGCAUCCUCCAUCUCUGUGCGUGGUGCUGAUGCUCCUGGUAAGGAUGUAGCAGCCUGUAACAGUGUAACAAAGACGUCUAGUGUGCAAAGUGCAGAUCGCUGCACUGUAAAUGAUGCUGUUUCUGCUAAUGUUUCUGGCGCAUCAGAAUCCAACGGCUCAACUCAGGUCAUCAAUGGAAAAUCUGGCUCGGCAGAAUCCCAGAAACCCAUCCAGAACCCCAAUGGAGAGGAUGGCACAAGAGCAACACUUGUAGUCCAGAAGAGCCGGACUGGCAGCCUGAUUGAUGGAUUGACACAAAAAUGGGGUUCCUUCUUCAAGAACAAUGACUGAGGCAAGCGAGGUAUACAGUGACAUGCCGUUGACGAUACACGUUUGCGUGUUAAUAUAGCCCAUAGGUUGCCGCUGGCUUGAUUGGUUAGCCUGUAAAAUGGAAAAAGUAAAGGCAAUAUUGUAUGACCCGUUUUAGUGUGUUGGUGGUGUAUAUAUAGAACUAGAAAAAGGUAGGAUUCCAUUGAUUGUAUAUCAUGUCUCAACACUUAGCGUUGUGAAUUGGUAGGUGCGUGUUUGCUGGGAAAAUAAAAAUAUGCUGUUAAUGUAA
Molecule: messenger RNA, 2096 nt
Organism: Aegilops tauschii subsp. strangulata
Lineage: Eukaryota; Viridiplantae; Streptophyta; Magnoliopsida; Poales; Poaceae
Source: RefSeq, a predicted model, not a curated record